AUGAGUACGAUAAGAGUUGCUGACGGUGAAGAGUCACCAUACAUUGAGGAUCCUACUUUCGAAGCUGCCGCUGCGUUUAUGGGUGGCAGGGAUAUCGUUGAGCAGCGUUUUGCUGAGGGCUCUUUUCGUUCGUCUGAAUUAGCGGAAUCAUUGGAGGACUUUCGCCCUCCUGAUGAGAAAUCCUCAUCGUCAUUCAAAGGGGACGGAGGGUCUAACGAUGGUGGUGCUUUGAAAAGGAUACAAACUGGUCUCUUUUCUCCGAGGUUGCGAAAACAGAGGAAGAAAAUAUUGUUAACUUUUGUGACUAAUAACUUUUUCAUUGCCUGUAUUUGUAUCUCAAUUAUAUCGAUCUAUUGGGGGGCCUGUUACGAUACAAAACGCUACUUUCACAAAGUCAAUAAUGUUGUUGUGUUGCAGGACGUGCCAUCUAACAGUUCUGUACAGUCUAUCUCUGCCAUCAUACCCUCCCUGCUAGCUUCUAUACCUGGAACAUGGCAUAUAUAUAAUGCGUCAUCAUUUAAUGGGAAAUUUGGCUCGAGGAAUUCCGACGAGAUUGACGAAAAAGUGGUGGAUUUGAUAUAUGGCGAGAAAUAUUGGUUGGCAUUGAAUGUUAAACCAAAUGCCACAGACUCCUUGUACAAUUCUCUGACUAGCCGUGAUGCGAACUCUCAGUUCAACUCGUCAGAUUUUUUUGAGUCUUUGUUUGAAAGUGGUCGUGAUCCAUCAAGUGUGAAAUCAACCAUUCUACCCCUAAUGCAGCAACUGGAGACCAGGUUUCAAAAAUACUAUGUCAGGGAAUAUCUUCCCUCAUUGAUGAGCAACGUUACUUCCAAUGACAACGAUGCUAGUGUGAACCCAGAGAAUUGGGCGAGUGCAGGCCAAUUAUUGUUUUCUUACAAUGAUCAUCGUCCCUUCACAGAUCGUAUCCUAAUGGCCCCUUUACAGGUUGGUUUAAUUUAUUGUAUUAUAUUAACAGUGUUACAACUGGCGCUAUACGGUAAAUUGCAUGGAGAAAUUGCCAAAGUACUGAGGCCAAAGCAUAUUUUGAUCUAUAGAUUAUUAAUUUCCUGGGCAACUUUUUUUUUCCUUUCGCUUGGAUUCUGCACUGUGUCAGCAAUCUUUAGAAUUGAUUUCACCCCUGCCUUUGGUAAGGGAGGGUUUGUGGUAUACUGGAUGUCUACAUGGUUAGUAAUGUUGGCUGUUGGUGGCGCCAAUGAAAACGUACUGAGCUUAAUCAUAGCUUAUUGUCCUCCAUAUUUGAGUAUUUGGCUGAUUACAUGGAUUAUUUUGAAUAUAUCUUCCUCGUUUUAUCCAAUGGCUUUGAACAACAAUUUUUAUAGGUACGGUUACAUGAUGCCAAUUCACAAUGCUGUUGAUAUCUACAAAGUGAUUUUUUUGAACUUGACAAAGAGGAAAAUGGGAAGAAAUUACGGUAUUCUUGUGGCAUGGGUUGUCCUCAAUACAUCCUUGAUGCCAUUUUGUAUGAAGAUUGCAGGCAAAAAAAUGCAAAAGAAUGCCAUGCAAGCAGGGGAAGCUGCUGCCGCUGCCUAUCGUGCUAGCCACCCCGCGGAUACUGGCACUAGUAACAAAACUUCUGAAAAUUGA
Messenger RNA from Saccharomyces kudriavzevii IFO 1802, 1605 nucleotides. RefSeq names its product Sng1p (gene SNG1). Gene Ontology annotation, cellular component: membrane. The transcript has a single exon. NCBI's taxonomy places the organism in Eukaryota, Fungi, Ascomycota, Saccharomycetes, Saccharomycetales, Saccharomycetaceae. The record is from RefSeq and is a predicted model, not a curated record. Bases 1 to 1605 code for a protein of 534 amino acids.